Bolinopsis microptera is the source of this 922-nucleotide messenger RNA. RefSeq lists its product as uncharacterized. Gene Ontology annotation, molecular function: chitin binding. Bases 75 to 668 code for a protein of 197 amino acids. The transcript is spliced from 5 exons. The record is from RefSeq and is a predicted model, not a curated record. NCBI's taxonomy places the organism in Eukaryota, Metazoa, Ctenophora, Tentaculata, Lobata, Bolinopsidae.
UGUGUUAGUUUUACGUGUAUUAAUACUCCCUCUAUUGCUGCUGCUCGCUUCUCUGUAUACUGUUGUGGUAGAAUAUGGCCACUUUGGUUAGGAUCUGCAUGUUAAUUGUCGUUGUGGGGAGGAUGUCUGUAUCAGCUAUCAGAUGCCACCACUGCUCUGUUGUUAAGGAUAACAACGAACCAGUUAAAGGAGAAAAGAUGUGGAGGGAUGAUGGAAGAUGUGGCCCUGGAUAUCAUCUUAAUAACACUAACAGUAUAGCACAGUGCAAUCCGGACUUAGGUAACGAGUGUUGCAGCUCCGACGGAUGGUGCGGAGGUUCAACCAAACACUGCUGUCAGGAAUGCGUCAAAUACGCUCGAUCUUUUGGGGACUUCGAUCUGCCAGUAUGUAAAAAGACUACCAACACAGAGUGCCCAGAGGGGGAGGAUGUUUGUAUCAGAGUGAAAAUAGCAACGAACACAACAAUACGUCAGGUUGAUCGGCACGUGACAAUCCGGAAGUGCGGGGUCCGCGACGCUGACUGGUGCUCGAAGUACGUGGCGGCAGGACACACGUGUGUUGAUGCGAGACAGUGUGGGAAGGAUCUCUGUAAUGGUGGAGAAGGGAGGCGGUGGAGUUGGGCGUUGGUUUUGGUUCCUGUUUUUAUUAUCCUCGCUAGGCAGUCAUGAUCACUCGCGAGACAUUGUUACUCAUAAACAGAGGAAGUAGUUGAAUCACAUAUUGUAGCCGAUCCAUUGUGCUGUAAAAUUUAAAAAGACGUUGAAAAUACAAUACGAUUGAGUGUUGAAAAAUUAUCGCUAUUUAAGAAAUUUUGUUUUUAAUUUUUCCCAUUUAUCAUUAUAGGAAUAAUUUGUAAUUGCAUGUUGUGAAACAUCGUCCUUCUAUUUGCUAGCAGUGUUUUAUCAUUCACUUAAUCAUGCAA